AUGAAAAAGAAAAGCCGUAAACCUCUAUAUAAACGAAACCGUCCGAAGGUGGAAGCACCGGUCGAAGAUGAGCCGGCUGCGAUUAAGAAUGCUCCUCACACGUUCGUUAUACGACGAGGAGAACGGUGCGCGUCGAUUGCACGAUUGUCUCGCGAUUUCCGUCGCAUGAUGGAACCUUUCACUGCAGCGAACCUACGUGAGCGACGCAUCAACAAGGUGAAAGAUUUUGUUCAUCUAUCCGGAUUCUUUCACGUUUCGCACAUGUGCGUGUUUUCAUUGUCGUCGCAAACGCUAUCACUAAAAAUUAUACGCAUGCCGAAGGGCCCAACGCUCACGUUUAAGUUGCACCAGUACACGUUGGCAAAGGAUGUUAUUAGCAAUACGCGCAAGCAGUUUGUGGACGAAGAAUGCUUUAAAACGCCACCGUUGGUCAUUUUAAACAGCUUCAGCGGCGAAGGGAAACACUUGAAGCUAAUGGCCAGCACGUUUCAAAACAUGUUUCCGCCAAUUAAUCUGUCCAAGAUAAAACUUUCUACGCUGAAACGUUGCGUGCUGCUGUCAUACAAUCCGGUUAGCAAAUUGAUUGAUCUACGGCAUUAUUCAAUCACAGUGGUGCCGGUAAACUUGAACAGAGGCGUCAAGAAGCUGGUUACGCGCAACAUACCCAACUUGGGACGAUUUGAAGAUAUAGCUGAUUUUGUGGAAAAAGGACAUCUUCUUUCCGAGUCGGAACUGGACGAUGAAGAGGCGCACGUAGUUCUGGCACAGAACCUGAAGUGUGGCAAUUUGGCCGAAAAUCAAUCAUCAUUACGUCUGCACGAGAUUGGCCCACGUAUCACGAUGCGAUUGAUGAAGAUAGAGGACGAUCUUAUGACGGGCGAGGUGCUCUACCAUGAUUACAUCGAAAAGGAUGCUAUCGAAGUGGAGACCAUACGAAAGAAGCGAGCACAACAGCGCAGGCUUAAGGAGCAGCGUAAACAUAAGCAGGAAGAGAAUUUAAAAAAGAAGGAAAAAGAUAAAGAGCAUCACCGUGCCAAGACUUCGAAACAGGUGCAAAAGGGUGGUGAAAUUACAGAGGAGGACAAAAAGUUGCUGAAGGACGCUGAAGAAGCCGUGGGCGAUGUAUCGGAUGAAGAUGAUCGCGAAUACUAUCGUAAGGAGAUCGGCGACAAUCCGGAUGAAGAGUUGUUCGAAUCGGCCGGUGGCGGCAAUCGUAAGCGACCUUUCAUUCCAAAGGGUUCGAAUUAUUCGCUGAAGCCGAAGAAACCUCGGCUAGAUAAGCGCAAACAGUACGAGGAAGAUGAUCGGAUGGCCAGACAGGAUAUCAAACGCAGGAACAACGAAGGAAAAGAGAUGAAGGGCAAAGGGAAAUUCGGUAGAAAAGGCACGAAAGAUGAUUUUAGAGGUAAAUCAAAGUAUAAUUCUAGUGGAAAAAAUGCCAAACGCGGACCGAAAAAGGUCGGUGGUAAAAAAUCUUCCAAACAAAAGAAAUAA
Molecule: messenger RNA, 1494 nt
Organism: Anopheles marshallii
Lineage: Eukaryota; Metazoa; Arthropoda; Insecta; Diptera; Culicidae
Gene: ppan
Product: protein Peter pan
Exons: 2
Coding region: 1-1494 (497 amino acids)
Biological process (GO): ribosomal large subunit assembly; rRNA processing
Cellular component (GO): preribosome, large subunit precursor
Molecular function (GO): rRNA binding
Source: RefSeq, a predicted model, not a curated record